AUGUCUUUUGAGGAUGCAUAUCAUAAGUAUAGAGUUGGAAAUUUCUUCAGAGAGAGCAGAGAGACUGAUAAGGAUAUUGAGCUCCUAUUCAACAAGGUCAGCUGUAAACCCAAGAGGACACUGAAGAAGGAACAAGAUCCUGGAAAGUUCCUGAUUCCAUGCUCUAUACAUAUCCACCAUUUACCAAACGUCCUAUGUGAUACUGGAUCUGCAGUCAGCAUCAUGGCCAUAGACAUUGCUGAGCUAUUAGGACUAAAGAUGGAACCUUCUAAAGAUAGUUUCACUUUCGUGGAUAGCUCCCGAGUAAACUCAGCAGGCAUGAUCAAGAAUGUUAAAGUGGAGAUAGGGGAAUGCAUUACCCCUGUGGAUUUUCAUGCUAUGGAUAUCAAAGCAGGCAAGACAUCUCCACUCCUUUUUGGAAGAGCCUUCAUGGCUACAGUAGGGGCAGUUUGUGAUUUUAAGAGAAAUAAGAUGUGUCUGGCAAAUGUUGAUGAAACCAUCUUCUAUGAUCCCAUGGAAAGGGAGAAAAGUGAGGAGCUUAUUUCAUGCAUAGAGAUGUUUGAAGAUCCAGGAUCUACAGCUGAUUCGAAUCGCGAGCCUGCAAUACCAGAAUCAGCGUCAGUCGACAUUAGAACUUCAGCAUCAUUUGACUUCCAAUCCUCAGAAUCGAUCGACAAUAAGCCUUCAGAAUCGGACGACUUUCAUUCUUCAGAGUCGAUCGACACGAAGACUUCCGCAUCGGUCGAUACCCUCCGACUUUCAGAACAACUCGAGACUGAAAAAUCUAAGUCUGGGGGAUGGACCAGGAAUAGAAAGAAAAAAAAAGAAAAGGAAUGUAGAUGCAGAUACCCUGUGACUAGUCCCUUUGCAAUGUCAAGAGGGAAGUCUUGA
Molecule: messenger RNA, 891 nt
Organism: Brassica oleracea var. oleracea
Lineage: Eukaryota; Viridiplantae; Streptophyta; Magnoliopsida; Brassicales; Brassicaceae
Exons: 1
Coding region: 1-891 (296 amino acids)
Source: RefSeq, a predicted model, not a curated record